CGAACCUGUCCAGGACGGUGCGCACGCUGCGCCUCCACCUGUAGAACUCCAGCCUCGCGCCAUACCGGACCACCCGCAGCAGGAAGACCAGGUCCCGCCAGAAGUACGGGAAGCAGAGACGCUGCAGCGCGUGCGCGCAGACCAGACCGGAGACUGCAGCGGACAGCCAGCCCAGAGACAGAGCCAUGGUGUCUACGGCGCUGCCGCACUCUUCACUGACUGCACACAAGCACGCACGCGACAUCAAAACACGGCUCCACCUGCCAGGUGCACCGGAACACAAGUUCCUUCAAAAUAAAAGAGGCUGGGUUGAGAUAAAGCAUCAAAGCCGGUUCAUACUUCACAUUCCAAGCGAAGAGCGGGACAAUGCUAUCCGGGUCUGCUUCCAGAUCGAGUUGGCCCAUUGGUUCUACUUGGACUUCUGCUUGCAGAACACACCAGGAGCGCCUCAUUGUGGCAUCAGAGACUUUGCAAAGGCUGUUUUUCAUCACUGCCCUUUCUUGUUGCCUCAUGGAGAGGAGGUGCAGAAAGUGCUGGAGCAGUGGAAAGAGUACAAGAUGGGAGUACCAACGUAUGGAGCGAUAAUUCUGGAUGAAUCCCUGGAAAAUGUCCUGCUCGUUCAGGGAUACCUGGCAAAGUCUGGAUGGGGAUUUCCAAAGGGAAAGGUCAACGAGGGCGAAGCUCCCCAUGACUGUGCCGUUCGUGAAGUUUUGGAAGAGACGGGUUUUGACAUAAAAAAACGUAUUUGCAAAGACGUUUACAUUGAACAGAAAAUUACAGACCAGUUGGUUCGGCUUUAUAUUAUACCAGGAGUGUCGAAGGAUACAAAGUUCAACCCCAAAACAAGAAAAGAAAUCAGGAAUAUUGAAUGGUUUUCUAUCGAGAAGCUGCCUUCUCACCGGAAUGAUAUGACCCCAAAGUCUAAACUUGGACUUGCCCCUAACAGGUUUUUCAUGGCAAUCCCAUUUAUCAGACCACUGCGGGACUGGAUCAGCAAAAGUGAGGGUGAGAUGACGGAGGGGGACGAAGAUGUGGUUAGUAACCGAAACCUCCACUGCAAACCGUCGGAGAGCCUUCGGGCAAAAUUUCGCCAUUCUGCGAGCACAGAAGCCAUUGCUGGGGAUAUCCAUCCAAAACAGAAGCAGCAAAAGAAUCUGGGAUACACGGGCCAAUAUGAGCUAAAUCAGAAAGAUGAUAAAAAGCCUCAAUCUAGAAGACUGCAAGACAUUUCUACUGAAGCUGUGGCUCCAGGCCCUUCCAGCUGCCAUCUUACAGUUGAAGACAAAGACUUUGCUCUUUCCAUGUCGUCAAAGGCUUUUCUGAAUUUCAAAUUUGACCGAGAUGCCAUCAUGAAGUGUUUUGACUUCUGAACCACAUUGUCUGUUUUAUCCGGGUUUGCCUUUAAACCUUGCAGUCUGUUGUUGGAUAUUAUGCUCUUUCAUAAGCUGCUGCUUCCUUUUACAAGCCAAAUCUUCAUCAUCACUGCUUACUAAACUGUCAGUCUUUUGUAAACAGAGUAAAGAUCACUUGAUCUGUUGUGCUUUUUCAGAUUUCAGCCUUUUGUCUUAUAGAUAAUGAGAGAAACAAAGACUGAGCAAUAAGAUCUAAAUCUGUAAAACCUGAUGAAUUUGAACUAUUUAGCUCUGUAAAGAUAUGAAACUGCAACAAAGAUUGUAAGAUUUUUUUUAUAUUCAGCAACUAAACUGAUGCUGAAUAUAUUUUGAAAUAUUUAGAAUUUUGUAGUGGUUUUUAGCUAAACUUUUGCAGCUUUUAUUAGGGUUUAAUAAUUACUGUGGUUGAAAACAAUUUCAUUUUGAAAAGUAGAACAAAGGCAUGUUAAUUCAUGGUUUAGAAGGAAAAGAGCGACUUGUGUUUGCUUUUCUUCAAUCAUGUCAGUUGUUCAUGGAAUAACUGUUUUAUCAUGGAAUAACUGUUUCAUACAUGUAAAGUUCUGUUCAGUCUUCAUCUCAUCGUUGGUUUUUCUUCUAGCAGCCAAACUUUCUUUUAAUGAUUUGUAUUUUACGUCAGUAGUUACGAUUUAGGACGUUUUAACGUUUUUCUUGGGUUAUUGUCUGUUUUCCCCUGUUACUUAGUUUUUGGUCUCAUUCUUUUAACAGAUGUCCACAGACAGUAAACAUGUUUCAAACACUGAAUCUUGAGCUAUGAGUCGAGGAGAAAACGUCUAAUUCUGAAGAACCACUUUGUUUUAUAUUGGCUAGAUUUGCUUCUUCUGCUGUCCAGUUAGCUCACAGUUAACUCAUAAUUAAAUAUGUUGUAUUGAUAUUGACAUUUUAAGUCUACAGUGCUUCAGGAUUCAUAAUAUUUUUUAUAAAUGAAACAAAAACAUUCAUCAGAUUCAUGUGUACAAACUGUUCUGUAAGUGGCUGUUGGAAACAAAAUAAAUUCUAACCUGUGAUAGCUA
This is a messenger RNA of Oryzias latipes (Japanese medaka), 2422 nucleotides long. The record is from RefSeq and is a predicted model, not a curated record. NCBI's taxonomy places the organism in Eukaryota, Metazoa, Chordata, Actinopteri, Beloniformes, Adrianichthyidae.